UAUGUGGUGAAUAAGAAAAUAAACAAAAAAAAACGACACAUCCAUUCGAAUCGAACAUUCAUCGAAAUCAUGUGAAUGAAUUCAACACAGAUCCCAUGCUUCUUUCCGUUCAAUAUAAUAAACGCACACAAUCAACCAAAAGAGGUGGAGUAUGAGGGAGAGACAGAGAAAGAGCAUGAGAGAAGAAGAAAAUACAAAAAAAUGUAUCUCGAACUGUUCAAACUCAAUUUUUCGAAUCGAGCGAGAUACGUAUUUCUGAAUCCGAACGAACGAAACGAAACGCCAAACGAGCAGGAGGGUUGUGUGUGUUUUGUAUAUGUUUGAAUUUUUCAGUCAUCAGCUGAAUUCAUGACAGGCAACAUCUUAUUAGAUUAAGGUUGCGCUGUUCGAUAAUACAGUAAUAUCUUUGGUUAUAAAUAUACCUAUCUAUCAAGGUUCGAAAGUAAAUAAUUAUUAUUUAUUACUCUCACAUCAAUAAUCGCUAUUUUGUUUCGAUUUACUUAUUCACUUGAACAUAAAAUACAUAAAUACCUAUUACAUUACAAAAUAUUCCGUGUUUCGCGAAAAUCUUGUCAACACACUUUCUUACAAUUUUUAAGUGUAUUUAGAUACAAUUUUUCCAUCGUUGUUUCCUCCAUUGUGAACUACAAGUGAACAAUCCGGUGCGGUGUCGUAUCAAUCAAAAUCAAAUGAUAUUGUCAUUCAAUUGUGAAAAGCCAACCACGACGAUACGAUAGGUACCCAUUGUUAUUAAAAAAUUUAUCGGAACCCAUCGAAAAUACAUACCUACACCUGUAAUCGAAAUUUAUGUGUAAACUUAAUAAAUAUCGUAUUUUUUUUUGUUGGUGAAUAUGGCGGCAAUUUUUAAAAUUAAAUGCAAACAAUUUGUGAAUAAAAAUUUAAUGUUAUUACUGUGAUCUGUUCUUGCUUGCAUCCAAUUAUGAAGUAAAUGGAAAAGCACAAGAAAAAGAUAUCUAUUAUUUUUUAAUCAGUUUUGUGAUUUUACCAAACAACACAAUUAUUUUUAAACAAAAAAAAAAAAAAGUAGUGAAUCAAGGCUACAAGACCAAAAUUGUAUUGUUACCUAUACUUUUUAAGUGUGAAACAAAAAAAAAAACCUUAUCGAUUUUUUCUGUAAACAAUUUAAAUAAAAAAAAAACUGGAAACGGAAAUUGAAUCGCACGGCAAAAGGGAGGCAGACGAAGAUCGUUUUGCCUCCACUUUCCAAAAAUUCACCCGAAUGCAGCCAACAUUGCCGCAAACAGCCGGGACAGCCGAUAUGGAUUUGACGGCUGUUCAAUCAAUGGAUUGGUUAUUUAAAAAGGAACGAAUCUAUCUCUUGGCACAAUUUUGGCAACAGAGAGCUACAUUGGCUGAAAAAGAAGUAAAUACUUUAAAAGAACAAUUGUCAACAACUUCUACUGCAACAUCAACAACAUCGACGUCAUCGACAACGACUACAACAGCCCCCUCGAUCCAUUCAUCACCACCAUCUCCAUCCUCGGUGAGCACAACCCCAAUACCAAAUAUAAGACUAUCAUCCCCAACGAUAAACAACAACAAUAGCUUCAAUAAUAAUAACAAAUUAAACAGUGUUGCCAUACCACAACAUUUGCAUCAAAACGGAAAUUUGCUAGCAGCUACUCCUUCGCCGUCUCCGCCAUUAUCUGAAAACGGUAGCACACUUAACGGAUGUCUUAAUUCGGUAAAAUUACUCUUCAAUCAUAAUCAAAUAAUGGAGACAACACCAGCUGCGUCAAAUACAGCUUCUGAAAUUUCUGCGGUAUUGGCAGCAGGCACCACUAACCCUGCCCCCAACAGCGCAACAACUGUUGGUGCAACGUUCACAGACGCUAGUAAACUUAUUACGGCAAUGACCGCCGAAAUGAAUCUCCACCAAGACUCCAGUGAAUCGGCAACUCUGGCGAGCAAUCAAAUCUCAAUUCGAUCGCACAGCCCGCUCCUGUCCACGGUAGAGGGUUCCAGUGGCAACGAGGAAACAAGAAACAAUAAUAAUAAUAAUAGCACUAGUAACAAUAAUAAUAAUAAUAAUACCAAUAGUAAUAGUAAUAGCAGUAGUAGUUAUAAUAAUCAUUUUGCUGAUGAAUUGGCUGCCAAAGAAAAAGAGAUUAAAGCACUUAUCGCUGAGGUUAACCGACUGCAAACCCUCCACGAAUCACAUAUUGUACAGAUACAAAGACUUGAAGAUAAUCUAGAAGUGAAACGUCAACACAUUCUGAAACUUGAGACUCGUCUGCAGAAACAACCACAACUUUUCAAAAACGCUGAAGCUUCUGCUGUUGAACCCGUAUCAUGUCCAGAAGAGAAAGAAUCUAUUUCUAUAGUUUCCUCUGAGCCACCAACAACAGUUGAAGAAAUUCAAGUUAAAAAGGAAAACCAAUUACCAUCAACGACAAGCGACAUCACAAGUCAGCCAGAGGCUUCUGUCAAUGACCCCAAACAUUUCCAAGAACUUAUAAUCGAAAGAACUAAGGCUCUCGCAGUCGCAGCUCAUGCAUCAAGUGAAACACUAAAAGGCGAAGGAAUUUCCAGUGAUACAACCGUUGCAACAGCAGACCCAGAGACAAUCAAGACUUGCGAUAACGAACCUUCAUCGUGCGAGGUCUCUAACAAUAACCUAGAUGCAAACGUUCAGCAUCAGCAGGAUUUGCAGUCUUCAUGUGAGUCAGCGGCUGUAUCAGAGCAUAUUCCUUCGUCAAACUUUCAAAGUGUCGAUCAGUUUGGUUCGCUGCUUGGCGGUGAGUUAGUUAAUUCAUAUUGGCGUCGUGGCUUCGAACAUCUGCCAUUGGCUCCACAAAUUUCGAUGCCUUUGCAACAGCCAUCGCCAGCAACUACUAUUGCUUCUGCUGCAGUCUCCAUAGCAGCACACUCACCACCAACAAUAACAACAACACAUCCAACCUCUGAAACGCCAACAUCGAUUUUCCAAAAUUUCCCAUCAAUUCUUUCAUGCCGAUCGCCUCCACCACUUCCAUUAUCGGUCACAGGACCAUCAACCACAACUCUUUUGAGCCAACUAGUCAAUUCAACCUUCUCAUCGAAUUCAACUCCUUCUCUUCGAACAGAUUCCCAUCCAACUUCUUCGACAACGACUACGGGAUCCCACCUUCAACAACCUCCACUACACCACCACCAGCACCUCCACCACCAGCAUCAGCAUCCUUCCCUUCAGCAUCAUCAGCAACAACAACAUCACCACCAGGACUUCGAGAAGGCAAACAGCCAUCACGAUUCCUCUUCAACAGCAAGCACGCCUAAUCUUCAAGACCAGCGGUCUAAUGAUGGACACAUUACUGGCUCCAAAUCCGCCAAAAGUCAAGAAGAUAACAACAACUCACUGGGCUCUCUGACCCAUCUUCCACCUGCAUUUCUGCCCGGUUUGCCAUUCCAAUUCCAAGAUCGCGGUCAUUUCCGCUUCGCCGAAGAUAUUCAACUUCCACCUGGAGCCUCUAUGGCUGGCCGUCUAGGAGAAUCCCUCAUUCCCAAGGGCGAUCCUAUGGAAGCCAAGCUACAGGAAAUGCUCCGUUAUAACAUGGACAAGUACGCCAAUCAAAGUUUAGACACGCUCCACAUAUCACGACGCGUUCGAGAGCUACUUUCCGUGCACAACAUCGGACAGAGACUUUUUGCGAAAUAUAUUCUCGGUCUAUCCCAAGGAACUGUAUCCGAAUUGCUUUCCAAGCCAAAGCCCUGGGAUAAACUGACUGAAAAAGGCCGUGACAGCUACCGCAAAAUGCACGCCUGGGGAUGUGAUGAUAACGCUGUGAUGUUGCUUAAGUCUCUUAUACCCAAAAAAGAUUCAGGCAUUCCCCAAUAUGGACGAAAUGAAGAUUCCAUGUCGGAUGAUCGUAUCGCACACAUUUUAAAUGAAGCCUCCAGCCUUAUGAAGACUCCUCAGGGACCAGGUUCACAGUUGCAACAGCAAAUGAAACAUGAAUCUCAGCGUCAUUAUCAACAACCGUCUUCAUCAAUUGACGAUGAGCAGAGCAACGACGAUUCGAAAUCACCGCAUGCAUCUUGUACGUCACCAUUCUAUAAAGAAUCGCCAGUGCAGCAACAGCAACAACAACAACAGCAGCAGCAAAUUCAACAGCGCCAAGAAGCCCAGCGUCGAAGUGCGAAGCCGGAUGAAAUGUCGCAGGACAAGAUGGCAAGAAUAUACCAAGAAGAACUUCAAAAACUCAUGACCCGCAAUCCACGCGACGCAUUUCCAAGUUUUUUGUUUCCUCACUUUUUAAGUGCUACAGGUGGUCUUCCACCCGCUAGCAGCACAAUUCCACCCGACGAUAACAUUCGCAUGGCUUUGGAAGCCUACCACCGUGAAAUGGCCAAACUGCAACAGAACAACAGUGGCAGCAUACCCAAUUUUCCGAAUUUCUCCAGUUUGAUGGCACUGCAGCAACAAGUGUUGAAUGGUGCACAGGAUCUAUCCGUCCCGAAGGAAAAUGAAAUCAAAGUCAAUGGUCAACGACACUCGCUGGAAAGCUGCGACUCCUCGUCUAAUCAAACCAAAGAAACAGCUGAAGAAGCCGCUCAACGUCACUCCAGUGCUUUUAGCUUAGUUCGACUUAAACCGGACGCUGCACCUGCACCUAAUUCGAUUCCAAACCCAAAUACUAAUUCAGCUGCUCCAAGUCCACUUAGCAAUUCUAUUCUUCCACCGGCUAUGACAGCAAACGAGGACUUCUCAGCAGCUGCCAGUCCACUGCAAAGAAUGGCGUCAAUUACAAACUCAUUGAUUACACAGCCUCCAGUAACGCCUCACCACACGCAGCCACAAAGACCCACAAAAGCGGUUUUACCUCCAAUCACCCAGCAGCAGUUCGACAUGUUCAAUAAUUUGAAUACCGAAGAUAUCGUUCGUCGAGUGAAAGAAGCUUUAUCACAGUACUCCAUAAGCCAGAGACUAUUUGGGGAAUCCGUUCUAGGGUUGUCACAAGGAUCCGUUUCUGAUCUCCUUGCCCGACCAAAGCCCUGGCAUAUGCUCACUCAAAAAGGUCGUGAACCAUUUAUCCGUAUGAAAAUGUUUUUGGAAGAUGAAAAUGCCGUACAUAAGCUUGUAGCUAGCCAGUAUAAAAUAGCUCCCGAGAAAUUAAUGCGCACUGGUAGUUACAGCGGUAGUCCACAAAUACCACAGGGUCUUGCAAACAAAAUGAAUAGCAUUCCCAUGCAAAAAAUGAUGAACGACUUGAAAAUGGAACCACAAGCCCAACAUAUAAUGCAACAAAUGCAAGCAGCUUCCGCAAUGGCUGCUGCAGCUGCUGCAGGACACCUGCAAAAUGCUCAACAUCAGGGUAUGUUAUUAACCACACCAGGACUUCCGCCGCAACAUGCAAUAAGUCUGCAGCAAGCUGCAGCCAAUGCUGCUGCAAACGAAAAAAAGCCAAUGAUGAUGCCAAUCCACUCACCACAUCAAGCAAAUGCUAUGCGAAGCAGUAUGCACCAGCACAUGUCACCGACAGUUUAUGAGAUGGCAGCCCUCACACAAGACUUAGACACGCAGGUUAUAACUACAAAAAUAAAAGAAGCUCUAUUGGCUAACAAUAUAGGACAGAAAAUCUUUGGCGAAGCUGUUUUAGGACUCUCUCAAGGAUCAGUUUCAGAGUUACUCUCGAAACCAAAGCCAUGGCACAUGCUGAGCAUUAAGGGUCGGGAACCCUUUAUUCGUAUGCAACUUUGGCUUUCGGAUGCAAACAAUGUAGAACGACUGCAGGUUCUAAAGAAUGAACGUCGUGAAGCAAGCAAGCGACGUCGAUCUACUGGUCCCAAUCAACAAGACAACAGCUCCGAUACAAGCAGCAAUGAUACCGCUGACUUUUACACCAGCAGCCCUGGUCCUGGUUCAGUUGGUUCAGUUGGCGCUCCACCAAACAAAAAACAACGUGUACUCUUUUCCGAGGAACAGAAAGAAGCUCUACGCUUGGCCUUUGCUCUGGAUCCAUAUCCAAAUGUUGGAACCAUUGAAUUUCUGGCUAACGAGUUGGGUCUGGCAACACGAACCAUCACAAACUGGUUUCACAAUCACCGAAUGCGCCUAAAGCAGCAGGUGCCUCAUGGCCAGCCUUCAGAACCAGUUCCUAGUCGAGAAAAUACUAACGCAACACCCUUCGAUCCAAUCCAAUUCCGUAUACUUUUGAAUCAAAGACUGAUGGAAUUGCAAAAAGAGCGUAUGGGUCUCAGUGGCGCCCCCAUGCCUUACCCACCGUAUUUUGCUGCCAACCCAAACCUGGCGGCACUAAUUGGUCGUGGUUUACUUCCUGGUGGAACAGAACCUGACCUACAAGCCCUAAACAACGCCUUUAAGGAACAAAUGAGUGGUCUCGACCUUUCCCUUAAAAGAGAACGAGAUGGAGACUAUGACGACGAUGGUGAAGAUGAAUCGCAUCUAUCUGACAACGAGUCGAUCAAUGAAAGUGAUGAAAAAUCAGAAAUGAGUGAAACUCCGAGAUCUUCAUUAUAUGGCAAUAUUGGCCAGUCUCGAACAUCACGACGUAAGCCCGCUGCCCCUCAAUGGGUGAAUCCUGACUGGCAAGGUGAUGGCAAAACAGGAUUAGUGCCUCCAAUUACAGCAGGUGGUCCUAACGACAAGGAAGUCAUAAUAAACGGUGUCUGUGUAAUGCAACAACAAGCUGCUGACUACAGCCAAAAAUCAGGAAAUGGGGAAGACGACGAAGAAUGCCCUUCCGAUGCCAACGACGAAGAACCUACAACCCACCAUCGUGGCCAGUCCUCCGACUGCGAAGAUGCUCGGGCUGACAUCGACCAGAGGUUUAUGGAACCCGAAGUUCGAAUUAAGCAAGAAGAAGACUGUGACACCAACGAUAGCCACCAAGAUGACUUGGACUUAAGAAAACAACAACACCACCAUCAGGACGAAGAUGAUGAUACUCCUGGUGCAUGGAAUUAUUAGUUAAAAAGAAGUCAGUAAUUCACUGCAACAUCCAAAACUUGUGCAAUCAAUAAAAUAAAGGGAUAAAAUAAUACAUAAAUUAAUAAAAUAUUAAAUAUUAUUAGAUGAAAAAAAAAAUAUUAGUAAAGUUAAUUUAAUUAAGAAAAUAAUGUGAUUAAGUUUUAUGUUAAACAUAAGUUGAAAUAUUUUUAGUUUUUCGCGCUGCUAGGAAUGGUGUAAAUAUAAAUAACAAUAAUGUUCUGUAUCUUCGUCUCAGAUUUAAGGUUUAUAAGACUGUCCGCAUAAGUUUUAAUCUUAAUCUUGUAAAUAUUUAGAUUUAUACUUUUGUUGUGUAAAUACAAAUUUAUAUUAUUUUUUUUAUAUUUAACUUCCUUUGAUCUCAUCAAAAUAAGAAAAAAAUUAAAAAAAAAAACAGAAAUAAUAUAAUUGAACCAAAUGAAAAUAAUUUUAACCUACAAACAUCAUUAAAAUUGAAUUAAGAAAGGUAUAUUUCAACAAGCUGUAAAUAAUCAAAAAUAUUCAUUUUCAUUUUAAAUUCUAUUAAAGCAAAAUUCAAAAUAUAAAACCGAAAUGGCAAUGCCUUUAAGUACGAUAUUUCAAAGUUGAUAAAAGUUGAAAAUUAAAUAGAAAUUGCAUCCCGCAUAUCGUAAUAUAGAAUAAUAUAUUAUUCUUUAAUGUUAUAUAUAAGUUGUUAAAAUCAGUAUAUAGCGUAUAUACAUUUUUAAAAAAUCAUGUAAACAAACGAAAAAUAAAAGAUAUUUUAGAAGUUAUAUAUAAUAAUUAUUACUUUAUGCCUUAUUCCUAAUUAUUUUUUAUAUUAAAAUAUUUUCUAAGUUUAUUCUUUAAGUUAAUAAAGUUAUUCUUUUUUAAUUAAAUCCCCUUUUACCUAUAUAUUUAGUUUUUUUUUUCUGAAAAUAAACACACCGAUAAUAAUCUUUAAAAUGAGUUUUCUUUAUUUUGUACAUUUUUAUUAUUUUUUUGAAUUUCAGUCUUUGUUUCUCUGAAACUGCUUAGAAAAUAACACAUUUAUAAGAAAGGAACCGUUAUCCUUGCAUUAUUAAAUUUAAAUCCAAUGAGUCAAACCAAUGAAUAUAUAAUAUAGAUGUAUAGAUAAAAAUUUUAAAACUGUAAGUAUAUAACUACCAAAAUAAUUUAAAAAAAUUAGCGAUAUCUGUAAACACGAUUAAUACAUCUGAACAAAUUUUUGUUAAAAACUUCGUCCAAAAAAAAAUAUAUAACGUAUAAGUAAAGAUUUUAAUACUCUUACACGAAAUUGAUGAAUAUUUAUUAAUAUUUGUUAAAAGGAAAGGUGCUAAAUAAAAUGAAGACAACUUUAGUACACCACGACAUUUUUGUUUUGUUUCGAAGUUUUGUUGUUUUUGAUGUCAAAAAAUUAAAAUUUUAAAUAAAUGUAUGUAUGUAUAAAAAAAGAACAAUAUUUUAAAUAACAAUAAUACGUAAAUUCAAUGAUAAGUCAAAUAUGCAAAAUCAAAAUUUUAUCAAAGUAUAUUUGUAUAUAUGAAUUAAAAAUAAGUAGAAAAACUUCAAUAUCUCCUUCCAUUUCUUAAACCUCAAUAUAAGUAAACACAAAAACAAAUCUCUUUUUAUACUUCCAAAUAUUAUUAAAUAAAUUAUACACAGCUAAUAUGUAUCACCUUCAGUUUUAAUUAUUUCUGUUAGAGUACUUGACACAUACAUAUAUUAGUUAAUAUUUUUAAUCAAGUACACACAUUAAUUAAGAUAUAUAAAUAAAACCGUGAUAUAUAUUCAUAUGAAAAAUGUAUAUAUAACAAAACAAAUAAUUUUAAAAAUACUAAUUAAGAAAAUAACAACUCUAUCCAUAUCAGAAGAAAGUAGAAUAUUUUUUUUUUAAUUAGAAGUUUGUUUAAACAAAACAUUUGUUUUUAUAAAUAAAGUGAACAACCACCAAAAACAGAAGAAACCGAAAACAAAAUAAAGUUCACUUUAAGUAAAUCAGUUCAAAAGCAAAUAGAAAGCAAGUAUAGCAAAUAGAUAAAUAGCAGGAGAGUCAGUGAGCUAAAAAAAUAAAUACAUUGAUUGAUAAAUACAAUUUUGAUUGAAAAUUUGAUAAAAAAGGAUCUACUUAAUAGAAGCCAUUUAAAGACAAUUAAACAAAUAACAUUACAACCGAAAUAUUAUAUUAUAAAUAUAUAUAAAAUAAGUGAAAAAAAUAGUCAUUAUUA
Episyrphus balteatus (marmalade hoverfly) is the source of this 9135-nucleotide messenger RNA. RefSeq names its product homeobox protein cut (gene cut). Gene Ontology annotation, biological process: regulation of DNA-templated transcription. Gene Ontology annotation, molecular function: DNA-binding transcription factor activity, RNA polymerase II-specific; DNA binding. Lineage: Eukaryota; Metazoa; Arthropoda; Insecta; Diptera; Syrphidae. The record is from RefSeq and is a predicted model, not a curated record. Bases 1241 to 6931 code for a protein of 1896 amino acids. The transcript has 7 exons.